CCACCAGGGAAGCGGCGGUGGCGGCAGGAAGGGAUUGAGCGGCGGUAUUAGCGGUAGUGCCCUGGGUGGUCGGUCUGGCGGCCCCCGAGACCUCGACAGAAGACGCGGCCCCGAGCUGUCCCUGCAACCCCGGGCUGUGGCCGGGGCGAGCCGGCGCCUCCGCCCGCAGAACGGGCCGGGGCGGGAUGUAGGGUGCUGGGCUAGGAGGCCGCCGGCGCGGCUGGGGGAGAACGGAGGGCGCGCCGAGGAUGGAGAGAGCGAUGGAGCAGCUCAACCGCCUGACGCGCUCGCUGCGCCGCGCUCGUACCGUGGAGCUGCCCGAUGAUAAUGAAACUGCUGUUUAUACAUUAAUGCCAAUGGUUAUGGCUGAUCAGCACAGGUCUGUUUCUGAACUACUAUCAAAUUCAAAGUUUGAUGUUAAUUAUGCGUUUGGACGUGUGAAAAGAAGCUUGCUUCACAUUGCUGCAAAUUGUGGAUCGGUGGAAUGCUUGGUUCUGCUAUUAAAGAAAGGAGCAAAUCCUAACUAUCAAGAUAUUUCAGGCUGCACCCCCCUCCAUUUGGCAGCUAGAAAUGGGCAGAAGAAAUGUAUGAGUAAAUUAUUAGAAUACAGUGCUGAUGUCAACAUUUGUAAUAAUGAAGGCCUUACAGCAAUACACUGGCUGGCUGUGAACGGGCGGACGGAAUUGCUCCACGACCUUGUGCAGCACGUCAGUGACGUCGACGUGGAGGACGCCAUGGGGCAGACGGCACUGCACGUGGCCUGCCAGAACGGUCACAAGACGACAGUGCAGUGCUUGCUGGACAGUGGUGCUGAUAUUAACAGGCCAAACGUAUCAGGAGCCACUCCAUUGUACUUUGCUUGCAGUCAUGGCCAGAGAGACACAGCACAGAUUCUUCUAUUACGAGGAGCCAAAUAUCUGCCAGAUAAAAAUGGAGUAACCCCUCUGGAUUUAUGUGUACAGCAAAUGAUCAAACUCAAGGAGGGGAUUGUGGGAACUCCUGAAUUACAGCUGAUUAGUCAGAACCUAUCUAGUAAUUAUGAUGCUCAAAUGAAGAGCCUUUUAAGGAUUGUGAGGAUAUUUUGUCAUGUCUUUCGAAUUGGUCCAUCCUCUCCCAGUAAUGGAAUCGAUAUGGGCUACAACGGGAAUAAAACUCCAAGAAGCCAGGUGUUCAAGCCUCUUGAAUUGCUUUGGCACUCAUUAGAUGAAUGGCUAGUUUUAAUAGCUACAGAACUGAUGAAAAACAAAAAGGACUCAACGGAUAUCACUUCUAUUUUACUAAAACAAAAAGGCCAAGAUCAAGAUGGUGCUUCAAUUCCUCCAUUUGAACCUGCAGGACCUGGGAGCUAUGAAAAUCUAUCCACUGGCACCAGGGAAUCUAAACCAGAUGCUCUAGGAGGGAAACAGGAAGCCAGUGCAGACUGUCAGGAUGUUAUUUCUAUGACAGCUAAUCGGCUAAGUGCUGUCAUUCAAGCUUUUUACAUGUGCUGUUCUUGUCAGAUGCCUCCAGGAAUGACUUCACCUCGUUUCAUUGAAUUUGUCUGCAAACAUGAUGAAGUUUUAAAAUGCUUUGUUAACAGAAAUCCCAAAAUUAUAUUUGACCACUUUCACUUCCUCCUUGAAUGUCCCGAGUUGAUGUCAAGAUUCAUGCAUAUUAUAAAAGCACAGCCAUUUAAAGAUCGCUGUGAAUGGUUCUAUGAACAUUUGCAUUCAGGACAACAGGAUUCAGACAUGGUGCACAGGCCAGUGAAUGAAAAUGAUAUCCUGCUGGUUCACAGAGAUUCUAUUUUUAGGAGUAGCUGUGAAGUUGUGUCAAAAGCAAGUUGUGCAAAACUAAAGCAAGGAAUUGCUGUACGGUUCCAUGGAGAAGAAGGCAUGGGUCAAGGUGUUGUGCGUGAGUGGUUUGAUAUUCUGUCUAAUGAGAUAGUCAAUCCCGAUUAUGCAUUGUUUACCCAGUCAGCUGAUGGAACAACUUUUCAGCCUAAUAGCAACUCCUCUGUAAAUCCUGAUCACUUGAACUAUUUCCGGUUUGCUGGACAGAUCUUGGGAUUGGCUUUGAACCAUAGGCAGCUGGUCAACAUUUAUUUCACAAGAUCAUUCUACAAGCACAUUCUUGGUAUUCCUGUAAAUUACCAAGAUGUGGCAUCUAUUGAUCCCGAAUAUGCCAAAAAUUUGCAGUGGAUUUUAGAUAAUGAUAUUAGUGACCUGGGUCUAGAGCUAACUUUUUCUGUUGAGACUGAUGUGUUUGGAGCAAUGGAAGAGGUGCCUUUGAAACCGGGGGGUGAAAGUAUUCUUGUCACACAAAAUAACAAAGCGGAGUAUGUCCAGCUUGUUACUGAACUUCGGAUGACAAGAGCCAUUCAGCCUCAGAUCAAUGCUUUCUUACAGGGCUUUCAUAUGUUCAUUCCACCUUCCCUCAUACAACUUUUUGAUGAAUACGAAUUGGAGCUGCUGCUUUCUGGCAUGCCAGAAAUUGAUGUGAGUGAUUGGAUAAAAAAUACAGAAUACACAAGUGGCUAUGAAAGAGAAGAUCCAGUUAUUCAGUGGUUCUGGGAAGUUGUGGAAGAUAUUACACCAGAGGAGAGAGUUCUUCUCCUGCAGUUUGUUACUGGCAGUUCCAGGGUCCCACAUGGUGGAUUUGCUAAUAUCAUGGGUGGAAGUGGAUUGCAAAACUUUACAAUCGCUGCUGUGCCAUAUACUCCAAAUCUUCUGCCGACUUCAAGCACAUGCAUCAACAUGCUUAAGUUACCUGAAUACCCAAGUAAAGAAAUACUCAAGGACAGACUUCUAGUGGCACUACAUUGUGGCAGCUAUGGUUACACAAUGGCAUGAUGAAGUCUGGAGAACUCAUCUGACUACUGAUGCACAAAUCGGAGUGGCAGAAGUAAUUUAGGAAACUGUCAACAGAAAAGCAGCCUAAAUGCAGCCGAUAGGCAGGGCUGAUGUUUAAAAUUCAUAAAGGAUCAGGUUUUCUCUUCCCACCCUUUUUUCCCUUUUAUGUUUUCUCAGUUUGUGAUACAAUUAAAAAAUAUAAAAUCACAGUACUCUUCAUUUUAAAAAAUGCUAACUGAACGUAAUAGAAAAUGUCCUUACUGAUAUUUCUUUAAUCUUAUCCAAGAUUGUGUUAAGGCAAAAUUUUAUUAUACAUUCCACCUCUGCUAUGUAACUGUCUUGUUAAAAGAAUGUUUUCUCUUUAUUUUGCUAUAUAUUAAAAUAUAUUAGGACAUCCAGCCUGGUAUGUUCUAUUGCAUGUAAAGUGCCAUUUAUAUUUUGGAAAAAAUAUUGUAUAGAAUGGAUUAAUCGAGAUUGUGUAUAAAGCCACAAAUAUGUAUUUUCCCAUUUGAAUGUAUAUUGCAAUGAUGUUUUUUAGCUUUUUAAUAUUUUACUAUGUAAAAUUUAGACUGAUGUGACUAACAAACAGCUGAUGAUAUGACAUCUAAUUUAUAUACUAAAGCUUAUAUACUAUAUUGUAUGAUUUAUUUGCAUCUUUCUGUGGUCAGUUUUCCAUAUAUUGUGGUCUCAAAGUUUUUCUUAUGCCUUAUUUUAAUUUAUAUUUCAGGUAAAAUUAAAAUAUACUAUUUUACCAUAUUUUAAAAUUACUUUUGUUUUAUCUGCUAGUUCUGAUGACACAUUUAAAGAAGUAAUCCGAUGUGCAGAUUACAAUUUAAAUAUGUAAUUUUUCUUAAAUUUGUUUUUUAGGAUUAAAAUGUUGAGUUCCAGUAAAAUAUAUCUAAUACAGAGUGUUGGUUUUAAAUUUUA
Hipposideros armiger (great roundleaf bat) is the source of this 3758-nucleotide messenger RNA. RefSeq names its product HECT domain and ankyrin repeat containing E3 ubiquitin protein ligase 1 (gene HACE1). Gene Ontology annotation, cellular component: cytoplasm; nucleus; Golgi membrane. The coding region runs from base 249 to 2831 and encodes 860 amino acids. The transcript has 23 exons. Gene Ontology annotation, molecular function: protein binding; ubiquitin protein ligase activity. NCBI's taxonomy places the organism in Eukaryota, Metazoa, Chordata, Mammalia, Chiroptera, Hipposideridae. Gene Ontology annotation, biological process: membrane fusion; Golgi organization; protein polyubiquitination. The record is from RefSeq and is a predicted model, not a curated record.